This is a messenger RNA of Dermatophagoides farinae (American house dust mite), 1254 nucleotides long. It is a transcript of the gene mdlc, whose product is annotated as RING finger protein mdlc. Gene Ontology annotation, cellular component: U2-type spliceosomal complex. Gene Ontology annotation, biological process: snoRNA splicing. The record is from RefSeq and is a predicted model, not a curated record. Lineage: Eukaryota; Metazoa; Arthropoda; Arachnida; Sarcoptiformes; Pyroglyphidae. Gene Ontology annotation, molecular function: metal ion binding.
UGUAAAUUUUUUUUGAAACGAAUUACAAAUAAAAAUGUUCGAACAACAAGACAAACACGCAUUGCAUCGUCGAACAGUAGCGAUUCUAGUGAUGAAGAAUCAAGUGUUAUCAUUAGUGAUCGAAAGAAACGAAAACCUAAUCCAAUGAUACAAUCGACAUGUUCGUUUAAGAAAUCUGUAAAUAGAAAACGAAUUUCUCAUAACGAUAGUGAUGUCGACGACGAUGACGAUGAUGAUCAAAUACAUGUGAGCUAUGCAUCAAGUAAAUCGGGUCAACGUGAUGGUCCUGCCGAUAUGGGUGCAACGAUGACAUUGGAAACAGAAACCGAACGUGAUAAAGAUGCACAAAGUAUAUUUGAACGUGCACGUAAAAUACAACAAGAACAAACUGAACAGGAUAAUUCUCAGGAUGAUGAUCAAACCAUCUAUCGUGGCGCUAAUAAUUAUCUACAAUAUAAACAGAAAAAAGAUACACCAUUCGGUAAUGCAUCAUCGGGCCAUGUACGUAAAGGUCCUGUACGUGCACCGGAUAAUAUCCGUUCAACCGUUCGUUGGGAUUAUCAGCCAGAUAUAUGUAAAGAUUAUAAAGAAACAGGAUUUUGUGGUUUUGGUGAUUCCUGUAAAUUUCUACAUGAUCGUUCAGAUUAUAAAGCUGGUUGGCAACUGGAACUUGAAGCAACAAAAAACCAAAAACAUAAACAUCAUCAUGAUGAACAAGAUGAUGAUGGCGAUGAUGAUGAUCCGGAUAAAUAUAAAAUCGAUGAUGAUGAUGAUUUACCAUUCGCUUGUUUUAUUUGUCGUAAUCGUUUUGUAAAUCCUGUGGUUACAAAAUGCAGACAUUAUUUUUGUCAACAAUGUGCAUUGGAUCAUUAUAAAAAAUCAACAAAAUGUUUUGUUUGUUCGUCACAAACUAGUGGUGUAUUUAAUAUUGCUAAAGAUGUAGAAAAACGAAUGAAAACAAAUCAACACGCAGAACAACAAAAAGAAGAUUCGGAUGAUGAAAAAGUAGAUUCCGAAUAUAAUAAAGAUGAAGAUUAUCAGGAGCAAGAAUUGGAUCGUGAACCAUCGAAUGAUGACGGCGACGACGACGACGACAACGACAACGAAGCUAUUUAAAUGGCCAUAUAUAUGGCCAAUAACUUCCAGUCGAAUUUGAACCACCACCAUCUUUUUCUCCGAUUAUGUCAAUUUUUCUCACAUCAUCUUGUUUAUAAGAAUCAAAUUAAAAUAAAAACAAACAUCAGUCAUCAGUUA